This is a messenger RNA of Phyllopteryx taeniolatus (common seadragon), 2918 nucleotides long. RefSeq names its product tensin-4-like. NCBI's taxonomy places the organism in Eukaryota, Metazoa, Chordata, Actinopteri, Syngnathiformes, Syngnathidae. The record is from RefSeq and is a predicted model, not a curated record. The transcript has 13 exons. Bases 162 to 1844 code for a protein of 560 amino acids. Gene Ontology annotation, molecular function: protein binding.
AGGCUCAUAGAGAAAAGGGUUGGGAUUUUACAAUAAAAGCAUGAAGCACAUGUCGAGGCCAAGUGAAAAAAGAGCCCUGGACAUAUCAGUUUUGCAAGUCUCCUGCUUUAGAGUCAUAGUGGGAGAAAACAAGUUAAAAGAUCGUGAGCUCUCCUUCUAACAUGAUGCCUAUCGCUGAAGGCAUGUCCCAUAUCAUACCCAAUCACGUUCUGAGAGUGGGUCAAACUAUACGUCUGGACCCGCAGCAGGAGACAAUCACUCAAUGUUCACGGUCAAGUGAGCCCAGCAGUUGCCUUGGUGACGUGGAUCUGGACAUUUCCCUGGAUAACCUCAACCAGCUGAUGCUGGAAAUGGAUCCAACCUUUGAACCAAUUCAGGUCAACAAUAACCAUCCGUGCAUCAGUCCAACUGCAGAAGGAUGCUGCUCCUCGCCCACGGUGUCCCCCGGUAUCCCGAUCCCCAGAACCACCACCGUCAGCUUCAGUCCCCCAGGCACGCUGGUGUUUUCUGACUCCCCCUCCCGACCUCCUCUGCCAUGUGGGAGUGCACCGAGAAGAAAUCCCUCAAUGAGGCAUGACAUAACCUAUUCCCAAGCAUCCCAACGCUUAUCCUACCCAAAUAGGAACAGCGCUGCCUCGCUACUCUCUACAUCAACAUGUUCAGAUACCAGCUACAUCCUUGGCAGCACCUUAUCUUUGGCCAGCGAAGAUGCAGACGGUCUCGGGUCAAUCCUCUCUCCCACAUCUGGAGCCUACUGUGAUGGGUGCAGGGCGAGGUACUAUAUUCCUCAAGAUGGGUCACAUAAACAAGGACAGGAGAUGCCAACCAACUGCUCAAUUAGCAGCCCUGAGCAGUCACUCUCUGGUUCUUUUACUGAUAUUCCUAUGUUGCUGAUUAAUGGCGUACCACACCAGGACAACCAGGAAUCUCCUUCUGCAGAAGACAAAGUCACACUGAAGCCAUUUACUUAUCACGGUUCUGAAGCCGAUUUAAGUGGGAGUCAGUCAUCAAUGAAAUUUGUUAUGGACUCUUCAAAAUUUUGGUUCCGUCCACAUAUAAGCAGAGCAGAAGCUGAGGCCUUUGUGAAGGACAAGGAACCAGGAAGAUUUGUGGUGAGAGACAGCACGACAUACAGAGGAUGUUUCGGUCUUGCGAUGAAGGUUGACCAAACAGUAACCAGUGCAAGUGAAGGUAUCGGAGGAGAGAGCAGCUCCCAGCUUGUCAAACACUUCCUUAUCGAAUCAACAGCAAAGGGCGUGCGCCUUAAAGGCUCUCCUCAGGAACCUUACUUUGGAAGCCUUUCUGCUCUGGUGUUCCAACACACUAUUUCCACUUUUGCGUUACCCUGCAAAUUACUGCUCCACUCCCAGGGAUUUGGUGGUGAAGAAGAGAGAAUAGACAAAUCAUCAUCAGAGGAAAAGAAGGGAACAGCCUGCAAUUUCAUCUACCUGAAUGCUGUCCCCACUGAGAUGUUGACGGGACCUUGUGCUGUACAGAGGGCGGUCUCCUUCACAUUCCAACUACCAUCAGGUUCUUUUGAACCUGCCAUUGUCAACCUGAAAGUGUCUUUGAAGGGCAUCACACUGACAGACAUCAACAGGAAGCAGUUUUUCAGACGUCAUUACCCUGCUCACCUGCUUAGCUACGGUGGAAAUGAUCCCGAGGAUCGAAGGUGGAUAAAAGGUUCAAAGUUUGGUGCAAGGAUGUUUGGCUUUGUGGCAAAAGGAGUGGAAGCUGGCAUGGGGAACAUCUGCCACGUCUUUGCUGAAUAUGACCCUCUGCAGCCCUGCAGCACAGCUGUCGGUGUUAUUAAGGCUGUCAUAGCCAAGUCAUACGAGCACUAAUACUGAAAUAACAUCCAACAUUAGAUACUUUGCACAAACUGUCUCUCGACUUUAUUUUUUCAAGUAAUAAAUGCUUAGUGUUAAAGCGACAUCAGGUGACAAUAUCACCUGAAAGUAACAGCUUUAGAUGAUACGCCGGCUUGUAAUAGGCAGACUAACCUCUGUGUCAUUGCCAUGGCAACCCUGGAUAGCCUACUCAAGGUGUCUGCAAUAUUUCUGGAGCAAUCAAAACACCUCUUGCGUUUUGUUAUUGCUAGUGUUUGGGUUUGCGUGACUAAAUGGUACAAGGCUUGUACACACACGCUAAAAUAAUCGGACCUGUUAUGACAUCAACAAGUUCUCGGAUUGUUUAGCACUUAGAUUCAAUGGCUUGGCUCCUUUGGCUCCUAACAUAUCUUUGUCAGAAACAAAUUCUCUCUGUCGAGUUCAACUAUGUUAUUUACCACAGUGGUUUACAAAAUAUUUCACUUUGCCACUGUAGAAGGGACCGUUGGGCAGAAAAUAAAACAGGCUGCGGUACUUUAAAAACCCUGAUUGGUUAGUUAUAUAACAUACAAAAGAAAUCAAACGUCAAAUUUAGCUGCGAUAAGGAGGGUCAAAGGCAUGAUUUAAGAGACCAAAUAACAACCUAGCUUCAUCAACCCAAUAAAAGGUACAAUUUGACUGAUUUGCGUAUGAAGAUACAGUACAUAUAUGACUGAUUACAUAUGAGACGAACAUUUGUUUGUAACAAACAAAACGACUUUUUGGUGAGCUUUUUGUAAGGCAAAUGCACAACCUUGAUAAUGUAUACAAAUAAUGAAACUGGCACCUUUUUUUUUUGUACAGCGUGAUCUUUUAUGCUAUUAUAUAUAUAUACAUACAGUAUAUGUAUAUAUAUAUAUAUAUAUAUAUAUAUAUAUAUAUAUAUAUAUAUAUAUAUAUAUAUAUAUAUCCACCCAUCAACACCGCUUAUCCUGGUUAGGGUCGCGGGACGCUGGAGCCUAUCCCAGCUGACUUCGGGCGAAAGGCGGACUACACCCUGAACACCCUGAACACCUAGUCGCAGGGCAUAUAUAUAUAUAUAUAUGCACA